Molecule: messenger RNA, 1067 nt
Organism: Maniola jurtina (meadow brown)
Lineage: Eukaryota; Metazoa; Arthropoda; Insecta; Lepidoptera; Nymphalidae
Product: retinol dehydrogenase 11-like
Exons: 2
Coding region: 34-948 (304 amino acids)
Source: RefSeq, a predicted model, not a curated record
UCACAAUUUCUCUGAGUUCUGCGGGAUAUAGUUAUGUUUUUCAUCUGCAUAUUAUUAUUUACGUUAAUAGUUUUGGGUAAAUAUUUAAAGUGCACCUCAACCGUUGCGAUAUUAUGUCAAUCAAACAAAAGACUGGAUGGAAAGACAGCCAUAGUCACUGGAGGUACAGCAGGUAUGGGGUUAGAGAUCGCAACAGAUUUUGCAAAGCGAGGUGCUCGAGUGAUAAUCGCUUGUCCAUUCGAGAAAGAAGGUUUAGAAGGGCGUGAAUAUAUUAAGAAAACAGCAAACAAAGAAGCUAUAUUUAAACUACUUGAUUUAUCUUCUAUCCAGUCUGUAAGAAAAUUUACAGAUGAAAUAAUUGAAAGUGAAGAAAAAUUACAUAUAUUAGUAAACAACGCUGGAGUUUAUAAUAUGGCCAAAGAGUAUGUCACACAAGAUGGUAUGAGUGUUACAAUGCAGACAAACUAUUUCGGACCUUUCCUGCUUACAUUAUUACUGAUACCCCUUUUAAAAAAGACUGGACGAAGUUCUGAACCAUCCCGGAUAGUAAAUGUCACAUCCCGAGCACAUUUUAGAGGGAAAAUUGAUUUUAAAAAGAUUAAUGAUAUAAAAUACUGGAAGUCAUUCCAAAUUUAUGCAAAUAGUAAACUUUGCUUGACGCUAUUUACUCGGGAAUUAACUAAAAAGCUAAAAAGGACAAAUGUAGUGGUCAAUAAUGCAGAUCCAGUUUGUUAUAUUGUUGGUUUUAAGAGUCCUCGGGUCGGGGCGCAGACUGCUAUUCAUGUGGCGUUAGAUGACGACGCUGGAGCAGUGAGUGGAGAGAUGUUUUACAACUGCAAGCUGUCUAAAGCUGCAGCGAUGGCUUAUGAUGAAGACCUGGCGCAAAAAUUAUGGGAAGAAUCAAUAAAACUUGUUAAAUUGGAAAGAGAAGAAGUUAUUAAAGUGUAAAAAAAGGGUUAACUAAUUUUGUCGGUAGACGGUUCGAUCUGAUUCACGGAAUAUUAAAUUAUGUAAUAGAAAUGAAAUCUAGCCAAUUUGUUUCGCAAGAAAUAAAAUAAAUUAUUUAA